AUGCGGUCGAUGAGCGAAAACGAGGACUUCAAUGAUGAAUGUUUGCGCGAACAUAAUCGAAUCCGAAAAAACCACAGUGUUAAGCCCCUACGCCACAGUCAUGCACUUGACCGAACAGCCCAAGAGUGGGCGGAAAAUUUAUUGAAAAAGGAAGUUGUUACAAAUAGUCCUUUAUCAAGCCGCGGCGAACUUGGUGAAAGUAUUAGUAAAAGGACAAGCACAAGCGAGGCAGUUGAUAUUUCUGCCGACCCAUUCGUUGCAGGAACGGAGGUUGUUGCUCAAUGGUACAAUGACAUAAACAGUUACAACUUCCAAACCGGGGCCGGUGCCGCAGGCAAUUUUACACAAAUGGUUUGGUCGCGCACUCGUGAAGUUGGUUUUGGAAAGGCAAGUGCAAGAGGACAGUGUGUCGUUGUUGCACAUUAUCGUCCUCCUGGAAAUAUUCGCGGUCGGUACCUUGAAAAUGUCUUUCCGCCGAUAUGUCCUGAACGAAUGCAACCGAAGCAAACGAAUACACGUUCAAAAGACGUCUGGAAACGUACUUAUACCGAACGGGAAGUUGACGCUGAUGGCAACCAGUUUGAUGUUAAGAAGGAAGUAUUUGAAACUAAGGAUAAAGACGGAAACAUACAUCGACGAGUUAUCAACAGUUACCAGAACUGUGAUCCCUUUUCUAUGAAGAUUCCGGAAAAUUCCACGACAUCCAACAUGGCAGAAAAGCUUUCCCAAUCAACUACAGCAACAGCAGUAAAACAUCCUCCUUUGGUAAAACAUGAGGAGUUUGUAAACGGCAUCGUGACAACCCAUAACCGGUACAGAUCAAAGCACGGAUCCCCUGAACUCGUCCUGAAUUCACGCCUUUCUACAAUGGCUCAAGAAUGGGCGGACUAUCUCGUUGACGAAAUUUGCCUUUCUAACAGUGGAUUUACAGUGGAUGGUAUGCGUCUUGGCGAAAACAUAAGCAGUCGAUGGUCGAGCGGAACCCUUGAAGAAAGCGCGAAGGACAUCGUAGACGACUGGUAUAAGGAAGCAACCAGAUUCAAAUACGGAACAGAACCAACAAGCAUUCAAGGCAUUGGAAACUUUACCCAGUUGAUUUGGGCUUCCUCGCGGGAGAUCGGUGUGGGGCGUGCAAUCCGGGUCGCCGGUUCGGAUCUCGCCGUGAGCAGUUCUUCAGCCGAAGGCCAUGAGAAUGCUGUCUCCUCGGCCAAAACCGUCGUUGUCUGCUUCUAUUUCCCGCCAGGCAAUAUAACAACAAUUUUCUGCGAGAAUGUCCCUCCACCCCUGUAUGACGCGGCCGCGGCGGCCUGUGAAGCGGUUUCGGAACCAGAGCGGACCUAA
Molecule: messenger RNA, 1341 nt
Organism: Dibothriocephalus latus
Lineage: Eukaryota; Metazoa; Platyhelminthes; Cestoda; Diphyllobothriidea; Diphyllobothriidae
Source: the annotation of a GenBank genome assembly